CAGAGUAGCCUUAGAAUGUUUUGGGGUCUUGGCCUGCUUUUUGGGAUUUGCAGCUCCUUUAACCCCUUCAUAUAUUGUAGCAAUCAUGCACAGCCACUUAUUUUGAGUGAUUCAAAAUUCCCACCUCUUCACAAAUAUUAUAAUCAACCACAAACAUUCCCAUCAGCAACAACAAACAUCAUCAUUUGUUCUUCUGAAGAAAGAAAAAUGAAGGGAAGUAGAAUCUUCUGUUUUCUGCUAACUCUGCACAUAGUGAGUUGGGUUUCUGCAGCAAGAAGGCCAUUUCUUCCUACUGAUGGCAUUUCACAUCCAGCCCAAGAAGAGGCUCUAGAGUCUUCCAAGCCAUAUACUAUAGAAUCAAAGAAGGGUUUAAUGGGCAUGUCAGAAAAAAGGGAGGAAGCAUAUGAUAGAGGAAUGAGCAAAAUAGGGUCAAGUCCACCAAGCUGUGAGCAUAAGUGCUAUGGCUGUGUUCCAUGUGAAGCCAUCCAAGUACCCAGCACCAGCAGCCAUUUGGGCAUCCAGUAUGCAAAUUAUGAACUUGAGAGCUGGAAAUGCAAGUGUGGCCCUUCCUUCUACAGCCCAUGAACCUUAUUCAUAUCCACUAAAUAUUGUUCAUCUAGUAUCUAUUUGAUAUCACUUAGUAUUUUGUAGUUUGUAAAAGCCUCAUAUUUAAAGAGUUUUCCUAGAUCAUCAAUGUGAUUACAAUCAGUGCCAAGCUGAUACAUCCCCCAUGGCUAGUCUGAAUACAUUUUUGGGCUCCAUUCAUUCUUCAACAAUCAGUGUUAAUUUCCUUG
Lotus japonicus is the source of this 794-nucleotide messenger RNA. Its product is annotated as EPIDERMAL PATTERNING FACTOR-like protein 5. The coding region runs from base 16 to 585 and encodes 189 amino acids. Lineage: Eukaryota; Viridiplantae; Streptophyta; Magnoliopsida; Fabales; Fabaceae. The record is from RefSeq and is a predicted model, not a curated record. The transcript has 3 exons. Gene Ontology annotation, biological process: guard cell differentiation; stomatal complex development.